AAUUGACCAGGAUAGAAGUUGUUAUUGUUGUCAAGAAGUCCCUCGACAAUAAUGUAGCUGUUUACUUCUACAACUGCUAGAUCAUGAGAUGGGCCCAUCAUCCUUUAGACCCAACAAGCCCGGCGGUUAUUCUCCACCGGGAGAGUUUCGCUGGGAGCUUCUCCCGCUUCGAUUGUGGACCACUACGGCACAACCAGAGGCGGGUUCUUUGCAUAGAUCGUUCUUCAAGCUUGCCUAUCUGAUCUGCUUGGGGAUAAUUAAAUCAAUAUCAGUAGGUUUCAAAAGAAUGAUAUUCAUCAGACAACGAAUGAGAAGGGGAAUGAAGGAGCAUAUCUCUCCUUUGCAUAUUCUAGCAAUUCAGUAUUCAAAUACACCAUAAUUUCAAGCUAUUUCCAGGGCAGUACUCCGUAAUACAUCCUAUUACAUUCCCGUCCUGUGGUGCGCGGAAAGAGCGCGGCAAUAUCGUUUCUCA
This is a messenger RNA of Aspergillus novofumigatus IBT 16806, 472 nucleotides long. RefSeq lists its product as uncharacterized. The transcript has a single exon. Lineage: Eukaryota; Fungi; Ascomycota; Eurotiomycetes; Eurotiales; Aspergillaceae. The record is from RefSeq and is a predicted model, not a curated record. The coding region runs from base 89 to 379 and encodes 96 amino acids.